Procambarus clarkii (red swamp crayfish) is the source of this 576-nucleotide messenger RNA. The record is from RefSeq and is a predicted model, not a curated record. Lineage: Eukaryota; Metazoa; Arthropoda; Malacostraca; Decapoda; Cambaridae.
AUGGGAACUAUCAUAAAUAAAGAGCCCUCUGAGGAGGAGGUCGACCAGGAUCCUUCCGAGGAGGAGGCCGACGAGGAUCCCUUCGAGGAAGAGGCCGACCCAGAUCCCUCCGAGGAGGAAGCCGACCAGGAUCCCUCCGAGGAGGAAGCUGACCAGGAUCCCUACAAGGAGGAGGAGGAGGCCGACCAGGAGCCCUCCGAGGAGGAGGCCGACCAGGAUCCCUCCGAGGAGGAGGCCAACCAAGAUCCCUCCAAGGAGGAGGCCGACCAGGAUCCCUCUGAGGAGAAGGCCAACCAAGAUCCCAUUCCUGAUAAGGUCGAAGCAGAACCCGACCAACCCUUUAUGGGAGAUAACCCCAUGGAACGAAGAUUUAAUGAAGAUGAUAAAAUAAAUGUAGAGGAUGUAUGGAAAGAACAAGAUGGCAGAGAAGGCCAGAUAAGGGACACCGAGUACAUGAAAAGUACGGCAAAGUCUCCAGUAUCCAGCCAUUGGCCUACUGAAGUACCUACAGUGCUCCAUCACUUGACACAACACAACCACAAAAUUGCCACCAACUCUUCAAAUAUACUCCAUUAA